CAUUCGUCUUACCACGACGCUUUGCUUUGUUGCGCUUAAGCUAACUCCCCACAACAGCAGCGGGGGUCUUCGUCGCUGACACUUGACGCCAUAAACCGCCGGUGCUGUUUCCCGGUGGCCGACGGGAUGAUUCCUACCGAGGACGCGUCCGCCAGGAAGCGGGAGAUCGAGGAGAAGCUGAAGCAGGAACAAGAGACGCUGUCGUUCAUCCGGGAAAACCUGGAGAAGAGUGAUCAGCAGACAAAGGGCAUGGUCUCCAUCCUGUCGUCCUUCGAGAGCCGCCUGAUGCAGCUGGAGAACUCCAUCAUCCCCGUCCACAAGCAGACGGAGAAUCUGCAGUGUCUGCAGGAGAACGUGGACAAGACCCUGUCGUGCAUGGACCACGUCAUCAGCUACUACCACGUGGCCAAGGACACCGACCGGAUCAUCCGGGAGGGGCCGACCGGCAGGCUGGACGAGUAUCUCGCUUGCAUUGCAAAGAUUCAGAAAGCGGUGGAAUACUUCCAAGACAACAACCCCGACAGCCCCGAGCUCAACACCGUGAAAGCGCGCUUUGAGAAAGGCAAAGAGCUGCUGGAGGCCGAGUUCCGCAGCCUGCUGACCCGCUACAGUAAACCCGUCCCCCCGAUUCUCAUCCUGGACGCCAUCAGCGUGGACGAGGAGCUGGAGGUCCAGGAGGACGUGGUGCUGGAGCACCUCCCCGAGGCCGUGCUGCAGGACAUCAUCUGCAUCGCCGGCUGGCUGGUGGAGUACGGACGCAACCAGGUCUACAUCGCAGAACUGGGCGAGUCGUUCACUACCUGUUCCAUCCUGAUCCCGGGGCUCUUGUACUGUGAUGAUGUCAUCAGGGGGGGGCGGGGGGUCAACGUGAAUGUCGAUUGUUUAACCUGUGUGAAGUCUUCUGAUCUAACCUGUGUGCUCUGCUCCUACGUGACCCGAGUGUUCCGUUCUAGUAGCUUCUCCCCCCCCCCCCAUACAAACCCCUGCUGGUGGCGGUGGUGUCGGUUUCAUGUUUUCUCACUUCCUAGCUCUCCCUUUCUUCUUCUGCACUCUUCCUCUUGGCUGUCUGGACCUGCUCCUCCUGUCUCUGUGUUUCUGGGACCAGGGACCAUUCGCAAGGCUCAGAACCCUCUGAAACAGUACUCACAGCAUGGGCUGGAUGGAAAAGGGGGGCUCUACCUCACUCCUUUGAAAGGUCACGAUCACGACCCGCGGGUCAAACAUCCCUCUGACGUUCUGAGCGAGAAGCACGGGGCCGCCUCAGGGAAAGACGACGUGCUGGACGUGGAGAUCGACUCCUACAUCCACUCCAUCAGCGCCUUCGUGAAGCUGGCCCAGAGCGAGUACGCCCUGCUGGCCGAGAUCAUCCCUGAGCACCACCAGAAGAAGACCUUCGACUCGCUCAUUCAGGAGGCGCUGGACAACCUGAUGCUGGAGGGAGACAACAUCGUGUCUGCAGCUCGUAGAGCCAUAAUGCGCCACGACUACUCGGCCGUGCUCACCAUCUUCCCCAUCCUCCGGCACCUGAAGAUGAACAAGGCCGAGUUCGACUCCACGCUGCAGGGCACGGCGGCGAGCACCAAGAACAAGCUGCCGACCCUCAUCACCUCGAUGGAAACCAUUGGAGCCAAAGCUCUGGAGGAGUUUGCAGACAGCAUCAAGAACGAUCCGGACAAAGAGUACAACAUGCCCAAGGACGGAACGGUCCACGAGCUGACCAGCAACGCCAUCCUGUUCCUGCAGCAGCUGCUGGACUUCCACGAGACGGCCGGAGCCAUGCUGGCCUCUCAAGUACUGGGGGACACUUACAAUAUCCCUUUAGACCCCCGAGAGACCAGCUCAUCGGCCAGCAGCUACACCUCCGAGUUCAACAAGCGCCUCCUCAGCAGCUACAUCUGCAAAGUGCUGGGGAACCUGCAGCUGAACCUGCUCAGCAAGUCCAAGGUGUACGAGGACUCGGCCCUCAGCGCCAUCUUCCUCCACAACAACUACAACUACAUCCUGAAGUCGCUGGAGAAGUCCGAGCUCAUCCAGCUGGUGACGGUGACCCAGAAGAAGGCGGAGAACUCGUACCGGGAGCUGAUCGAGCAGCAGAUCCAGACGUACCAGCACAGCUGGGUGAAGGUCACCGAGCACCUGACCAACAGGAACAUGCCGGUCUUCCAAGCCGGCACCAAGGUCAGAACUUCCUCCUGGGGGGGCGGCGGGGGGACGGGGGGGGUUUAUCUAAGUAUAAUAAUAAUAAUAAGUUUCUCCAGCUGA
This is a messenger RNA of Gasterosteus aculeatus aculeatus (three-spined stickleback), 2262 nucleotides long. The record is from RefSeq and is a predicted model, not a curated record. NCBI's taxonomy places the organism in Eukaryota, Metazoa, Chordata, Actinopteri, Perciformes, Gasterosteidae.